CACGCUGUGUGAAGCGCGGGUAUAGUUUAGACUGAACAUCGCUCACAUCCAGUUGGAGAUGCACACUGACAGAUGUUGCCAACGUCGUCGCUCACUGGCGUUUACGUAACCGCCUCCUCCUGAUUCAGAAUUAAAACGAUCCUCUUUCUCUCUUGUUCCAGCAAUCAUCCCUUCUGCUGCUCCUCAACGGACAUUCAAGACUUCUGGUCAGCAAUUGAAUCAGCUAAUCGCUAGAGAAAAUGAGCGGCAGGACCAAGGGACGAACGGUCUUGGAAGUUGGAGCUGAUGGUGUUGCUGUCAUCACAAUCAUCAACCCUCCUGUCAAUUCCCUCUCCUUUGACGUGUUGAAUAGCCUUGAGGAAAAUUAUGAACAAGCUUUACGGAGAGAUGAUGUCAAGGCGAUUGUUGUCACAGGUGCUAAGGGCAGAUUUUCUGGUGGCUUUGAUAUUUCUGCAUUUGGUGGAAUUCAAGAGGGCAGUGUGCGUCCAAAGCGUGGUUAUUCCAUAGAAAUCAUCACUGACACUUUAGAAGCUGCCAGGAAACCUUCAGUAGCUGCCAUUGAUGGACUUGCAUUAGGUGGUGGAUUAGAGGUUGCAAUGGCAUGCCAUGCUCGAAUAUCAACUCCAAAUGCACAAUUUGGACUACCUGAACUUCAACUUGGAAUAAUUCCAGGAUUUGGAGGAACACAGCGUCUUCCCCGUCUAGUUGGUUUGACAAAGGCCCUUGAGAUGAUGCUGACAUCAAAGCCUGUCAAAGGGGAGGAAGCUUAUAGUUUGGGGCUUGUAGAUGCUGUAGUGUCACCCAAUGAAUUGGUGAACACAGCACGUCAGUGGGCCCUGGAUAUCCUGGAAUGCCGAAGGCCAUGGGUUGCCAGUCUCUACAAGACUGAUAAAAUUGAACCCCUUGGGGAAGCAAGGGAGAUAUUCAAGUUUGCAAGGAGUCAAACUAAAAAACGAGCACCAAAUCUUGUACACCCUUUGGUUUGCAUUGAUGUCAUUGAAGAGGGAAUAGUUUCUGGUCCUCGUGCUGGUCUAUGGAAGGAAGCUGAAGCCUUUGACAGCCUGGUGCAGUCAGAUACUUCAAAGAGCUUGAUUCAUGUAUUUUUUGCCCAACGAGGAACAUCUAAGGUACCUGGGAUUACUGACCGUGGUCUGGUACCAAGACAAGUGAGAAAGGUUGCCAUCCGGGGAGGAUUAAUGGGUUCUGGGAUAGCAACAGCACUAAUUCUUAGUAACUAUCCUGUAAUCUUGAAGGAAGUAAAUGAGAAGUUCUUGGAUGCAGGUGUUAACAGGGUUAAAGCAAAUUUACAGAGCCGUGUCAGAAAAGGGAGUAUGACUCAAGAAAAAUUUGAAAAGACCCUCUCUCUUCUUAAAGGUGUCCUUGAUUAUCAGAGCUUCAGAGAUGUAGACUUGGUGAUAGAGGCUGUUAUUGAGAAUGUUUCUUUAAAGCAACAGAUCUUUGCUGAUCUUGAAAAGUACUGUGCACCUCACUGUAUAUUAGCAAGUAACACUUCCACAAUUGACUUGAAUCUAAUUGGAGAGAAGACCAGGUCUCAAGAUCGUAUUGUUGGAGCUCAUUUCUUUAGUCCAGCACAUGUCAUGCCACUUCUGGAAAUUGUGCGUACUAAGCAGACCUCUCCCCAAGUAAUUGUUGACUUGCUAGAUGUUGCGAGAAAGAUAAAGAAAACUCCUGUUGUGGUGGGAAACUGUACAGGCUUUGCUGUUAAUAGGAUGUUCUUCCCUUAUACGCAAGCAGCUAUCUUGCUUGUUGAACACGGUGCAGAUGUCUAUCAGAUUGACAAGGCAAUAACGAAAUUUGGAAUGCUGGGGCCUUUUAGAUUGGCUGACCUGGUUGGCUUUGGCGUGGCGAUUGCAACUGGAAUGCAGUUUAUUGAGACCUUUCCUGAGAGAACUUAUAAAUCAAUGCUUAUUCCACUUAUGCAAGAGGAUAAGAGAGCUGGUGAAACCACUCGCAAAGGCUUUUACUUGUAUGAUGAUAAGCGCAAGGCUCGUCCUGAUCCUGAGUUAAAGAAUUACAUUGAGAAGGCUAGGAGCUUUUCUGGUGUCAAUGUUGAUCCUAAGCUUGUCAAGUUACCUAUGAAGGACAUCAUAGAGAUGAUUUUCUUUCCUGUGGUGAAUGAGGCAUGUCGGGUACUUGAUGAAGAUGCCGUCAAAGCGGCAGAUCUUGAUAUAUCAGCUGUCAUGGGCAUGGGGUUCCCACCAUACUGGGGAGGUAUUAUGUUCUGGGCUGAUUCACUUGGAUCCAAAUACAUAUACUCAAGAUUAGAGGAAUGGUCAAAGUCUUACGGAGAAUUUUUCAAGCCUUGUGCAUACCUGGCUGCUAGAGCUGCCAAGGGCAUUCCUCUGGUGAGAAACCUGAGCCUCGUUUGUUUCUUAUAAAUCCUUGUUAUGUGAGGACACGUUCUAUGAUUGUUUACCCGCUACAUCAUCAAUUUGCUCAUUGGCAUUGGUGUGGUAUCGUCUAUAUUUUCUUGGUUCCUUCUACAGGUCUUUUUGCUUGAAUAAUACGCUUACUCUUAACUCAAGAAUAGGAUACCAACCAUUCAGAAAGUUAGUUGUCAGAUUACAAGGACUACUUUAAUGCACAUAAUGCCUGUACUACUGAAAGCCAAUAACUAUCAAAUCCC
This is a messenger RNA of Prosopis cineraria, 2647 nucleotides long. Its product is annotated as peroxisomal fatty acid beta-oxidation multifunctional protein MFP2. Gene Ontology annotation, cellular component: peroxisome. The record is from RefSeq and is a predicted model, not a curated record. Gene Ontology annotation, molecular function: (3S)-3-hydroxyacyl-CoA dehydrogenase (NAD+) activity; NAD+ binding. Gene Ontology annotation, biological process: fatty acid beta-oxidation. Lineage: Eukaryota; Viridiplantae; Streptophyta; Magnoliopsida; Fabales; Fabaceae.